Sodiomyces alkalinus F11 is the source of this 2499-nucleotide messenger RNA. RefSeq names its product TPR-like protein. The record is from RefSeq and is a predicted model, not a curated record. Gene Ontology annotation, molecular function: protein binding. The transcript has 2 exons. Gene Ontology annotation, biological process: cell division. Lineage: Eukaryota; Fungi; Ascomycota; Sordariomycetes; Glomerellales; Plectosphaerellaceae. Bases 1 to 2499 code for a protein of 832 amino acids.
AUGGCGCCGUCGAGUGCUACCAUCACCAAUCUGCUGCGGCAGGUUGUCUACUAUCACCUCGACAACAAUUCAUACGAGAACGCCCUCUUCUUCGCCGAAAAGCUAAACGCCCAAGACCCCAGAUCUAGCGAGUCGGCCCAUCUUCUGGCCCUUUCCCAUUUCCGUCUUGGCGACAUUCGAUCGGCAUUCGAAAUUAGCCGGCCAGCAGCUACAAAGGGAUCCAACCUCGGCGCUCUGUGGGUAUACGCGCAGUCUUCUUUACGUCUCGAGCGGUACCGUGAGGGGAUAAGCAUAUUGGAGAAGACGAAAGAUCGAUGGUCGGGCAAAUCCAACUUGGGAAGGCACUCCGCCACGAAUCGAUCGCUUUCGCCCGACGAGCCGACUGUCCUCUGCCUGUUGGGCAAGCUGUACCACGCAUACGAUGACCACAAGCGAGCGAUCGAGUGUUUCGAGAACGCGCUCAAGCUCAACCCAUUCAUGUUCGAUGCUUUCCAGGCCCUCUGCAACAUGGGUGCUACUGUCAGAGUGCCCAAUAUGUUCAGAGUGACCGACUCGCUGAUCCACUCUUUCGACCACGAAUCGGCCCCUCCCACAGACCCAAGAGAGAUGCCAACGGCUAAUCCUCUUGACCUUGCCUCCAAGAAGUCGUCCGCGCGCAAUGUUCUCGAUACUUCCGACCCUUUUGAACUGCAACGCUCCUCGGCUCAUCAGGAAAUUCCCUCUAGCUUGACCGCAUCAUCCGCUGAAUCGGCGGAGAAUGGCUUCAUGUCCAGAAUCACUGCGGCCCGCACAAGGCUGGCCUCUGCAUCAGUGACAUCCGCGAACGGGGAUGGGAUGGAAACACCCCCCGCAUCGGCUUCGACGGCCGAUACUCAUAAUUCGCGCUCGAACUUUGCCGCCGAAGCGCCCCAGGCACCCGCGCGCAGGACACGCGCGACGCAAGCGGUUGACCCUGCUUUCGCCGCCGAACCGCCACCCAGGAUGGGCCCCAGGGCGGGAACGAAGAGGCCCGCCGGGAGUAGGAGCCAAGAGAAAGAGUCGGACCAGCACACCGAGGCACUGCCCGAUCAAAACGGAGGCAUGUGGCGACCGUCAGCUGCGGCGUCGCAGAGGAAGAGGACGGUCUCGGGCCACCCCGUGCAGGCGAGGCAACAAUCAGAAGAACCGGGCCCACAACGAAGGAGCGCGAGACUGAACAUGUUCAAGCCGUCCGUCACCAAGGCCAACUCGGGCGCCGCUACUAUCGGCACGACCGCGACGCGAGAGUUGAAGAAGGCCAGGCCACCCAUCUCACGGGCCUUCCGCCCCGGCUCCAGCGGCUCCAGCGUAGGGAGGGUUGUUAGCGGGAACCGCACCUCACGGUUGGAAGACAGCGGAAUGGAUGUCGAUCCAGCAGAAUCCACGCGCCCCAAGGAUCCUCCGAUGGUGCAGCAAACAUUCACGAAGAUGCCACCACCUCCCGAGUAUGAGAGCAUCAAGGUCGAAGAGGCUCUGCGGUGGAUCAUGGAGUUGCUCAAGAAGACAGCAUCGGGGUACUUGGCAUGUUCGCAGUACAGAUGUAAAGAAGCCGUGCAAGCCUUUAGCACCCUUCCCAGGAGCCAACAGGAUACGCCCUGGGUCUUAGCGCAAAUGGGGCGAGCAUACUACGAACAGGCAUUAUACUCGGAAGCCGAGAAGUUCUUCUGCAGGCUGCGAGCGGUUGCGCCGACGCGACUGGAAGACAUGGAGGUCUACUCGACGGUCCUCUGGCACCUGAAACGGGAAACGGACCUCUCAUUCCUCGCGCACGAGCUUGUCGACGCGGCAUGGACGUCGCCCCAGGCGUGGUGCACUCUGGGCAACGCGUGGUCUCUCGUUCGGGACCCAGACCAGGCACUCCGGUGCUUCAAACGCGCCACGCAGCUGAACCCCAAGUUUGCCUAUGCGUUCACCCUGCAAGGCCACGAGCACGUGGCGAACGAGGAAUACGAGAAGGCGCUGGCUGCGUACCGGCAAGCUAUUUCCGCGGACCGGCGCCACUACAACGCGUAUUACGGCAUGGGCAAAGUGCACGAGAAGCUUGGCAACUACGACAAGGCCCGGAUCCACUUCCAGGCGGCGUCGACCAUCAACCCCACGAACGCAGUCCUCAUCUGUUGCAUUGGCAACGUGUUGGAGAAACAAAAGCACCUCCACGCGGCCCUGCAGGCCUUCACCCGGGCGACCGAGUUGGCCCCACGAGCGGCGCAGACUCGGUACAAGAAGGCCCGAGCGCACCUCGCCAUCGGACAGCUCGAGGCCGCCCAGAAGGAACUGUUGAUUCUCAAAGACCUUGCCCCCGACGAGGCGAAUGUGCACUUCUUGCUGGGGAAGAUGUACAUCCAGACCGGCGAGAAGCAAUCGGCGGUGCGGCAUUUCACCAUUGCCCUGGCGUUGGAUCCCAAGGCAAGUCAGCAAGUUAAGGAAGCCAUUGAGAGCUUAGAGGACGACAUUGACAUGGACGAUUCUAUGAUGGACUGA